This is a messenger RNA of Medicago truncatula (barrel medic), 635 nucleotides long. RefSeq names its product hydrophobic protein RCI2B. Gene Ontology annotation, cellular component: membrane. The record is from RefSeq and is a predicted model, not a curated record. The transcript has 3 exons. The coding region runs from base 149 to 313 and encodes 54 amino acids. Lineage: Eukaryota; Viridiplantae; Streptophyta; Magnoliopsida; Fabales; Fabaceae.
CGUCUUUAUCUCACAAUACAUUGUCUUUAAGCUUUAUCAUAUUUACACCUAACAACAACAACAGCGUGUAAACUAAAGUGUCCUUAAGUAUCACUUCUUUCUUUCUAAUUUCCUCCUUCUAACUUGUACGCAAAAUUAAUAUCAAAAAAUGGGCACAGCUACCUUCGUUGAUAUCAUUCUUUCCAUCCUCCUACCUCCUCUUGGUGUCUUCCUCAAAUUUGGUUUGGAAGUGGAGUUCUGGAUCUGUUUGGUGCUCACCCUUUUUGGCUAUCUUCCUGGAAUUAUCUAUGCUAUCUAUAUUAUCACUAAGUGAUCCAUCAUCUUCUAUGUUCCCCUCAAUUUACCUUUUGUGGAUCAUGAAUCAUCGUUGUGAGGGAAGGGGUCGUCAUUCGAUUCAGAUAACAUUUGUUUCGUGUAAAAUUGUUAUGUCAUUCAUUUUUUUAUAUUUUUCGGUGUCAAUAGUCUUUUUUUUCUUUUCCUCUGUUUUUAACUUCCGUUUUUGUCCUGUGUGAAAAUGAACAUUGUGAAUUCUAUAAAUGCUAUUAGUCCGGCUCAAGAAUCUUGUUCAUGUACUCUUGACUUUAAUAUAUAUACUCAUGGUGAUUUUAUCAAAAAUAUUAUAUAUUCAAGGUGAA